AAAAAACAACCCCCAUAGUGUUUCUAUCUAUAUAUCUAUCUAAUUCUCCAGAUCCCUGAACGCAAACCCUAGAUUCCAAACACACUCACCAUGGACAUCUUAAAACAAGAGAUGUUAAGAAAAAGACAAGCCCUAACAGAAGAAUCCGGUGGCCAAAAAGUUUUCAAACGUUCCGAAAUCGAAAAAAAAAGAAACGAUAAGCUACGCGAAGAAGAAAAACUCGAAGCCGAAGCUAAACGACGUCGUUCAACCCAAACUCAAUCAUCCACCGAUCCAAACAAACCCACUAAUUCAAAAACAUCAUCAGAAAACGACACCGUUUCAUCAAUCGCCAAAUCCGACGAACAGAAAAUCGACGACUUGAUUCUCACAAGACAAGAAGUGAUCCGCCGGUUAAGAUUACUGAAACAACCGGUUACGGUAUUCGGAGAAAGCGACGAUGACCGGCUGGACCGGUUGAAACACGUGUUGAAAACCGGUGAAUUUGAGUUGGAUGACAGUGAUAUGACAGAAGGACAAACUAAUGAUUUUUUGAGAGAUAUAGUGGACUUAAAGAAAAGGCAGAAAUCAGGAAUUAGUGAAAGGAAAAGAAAGGCGAAUAACGAGGAAUCGAAAGAGGAUAAAGAUGAGGAGGAAGAUGGGGAAGGGAGUGGGGGUGAUGAGGAAGACGGAGACGGGGACGGAAAGCGAAUGAAAACCGAGUUUCGGGAAUUGUGUGAUGAAGAUAAGAUAUUGGUGUUUUUUAAGAAGUUGUUGAUUGAGUGGAAUCAGGAGCUGGAUGAGAUGAGUGAGGUCGAGAAGCGGACGGCUAAAGGGAAGUCGACUUUUGCUACGUUUAAGCAGUGUGCCAGAUAUUUGAAUCCGCUGUUUAAGUUUUGCAGGAAGAAGGUUCUGCCUGAUGACAUUCGUAAGGCACUAAUGCUGGUGGUCAAUUGCUGCAUGGAGCGAGAUUAUUUAGCUGCAAUGGAUCAUUACAUCAGAAUGGCAAUAGGGAACGCACCCUGGCCUAUUGGUGUUACUAUGGUUGGUAUUCACGAACGUUCGGCUCGUGAGAAAAUUUACACCAAUAGUGUUGCACAUGUCAUGAACGACGAAACAACCCGGAAGUACUUGCAAUCAGUCAAGAGGUUGAUGACGUUUUGUCAAAGGCGUUAUCCAACAAUGCCUUCAAAAGCGGUGGAGUUUAAUAGUUUAGCAAAUGGUAGCGAUUUGCAGGCUUUGUUGGCAGAAGAGAGGAGGAAUGCAGCAGGCGGAAGCCAGCAACAGCAGCAGCAGGAAGAUCGGCUUCUAUUGAUGCCAGCUCCAAGGGACGACUAGCCAUUAAAUCCGCGUGUUUACUGGAGUUGAUUUCUUGUCUGGUCUUGAAAAUUGUUUCCUGUAACUUGGACUUAUAUAGAGUUUUUUUUCCAAACUAGUGUAAUGGAUAAAAGUAUUUACCAAAUUAGUAUAGUUUUAAAAAUAUUUACCAAACUUGUAUAAUUUCUAAAAUGUUCAAUUGUUUGAAAUGCCUCCAAACUAUUACUUGUAUUAUGUAUUUAGCAGUAAAAACAAAAAAUGCAGUAAUGUAUUUUAGAGUUCAA
Erigeron canadensis is the source of this 1580-nucleotide messenger RNA. Its product is annotated as pre-mRNA-splicing factor 18. Gene Ontology annotation, biological process: generation of catalytic spliceosome for second transesterification step; RNA splicing. The record is from RefSeq and is a predicted model, not a curated record. The coding region runs from base 91 to 1317 and encodes 408 amino acids. The transcript is spliced from 2 exons. Gene Ontology annotation, cellular component: U5 snRNP; U4/U6 x U5 tri-snRNP complex; U2-type post-spliceosomal complex. Lineage: Eukaryota; Viridiplantae; Streptophyta; Magnoliopsida; Asterales; Asteraceae.